Messenger RNA from Penicillium lagena, 894 nucleotides. RefSeq names its product Rab geranylgeranyltransferase subunit beta BET2. The transcript has 5 exons. Gene Ontology annotation, molecular function: Rab geranylgeranyltransferase activity. The record is from RefSeq and is a predicted model, not a curated record. Bases 1 to 894 code for a protein of 297 amino acids. Gene Ontology annotation, cellular component: Rab-protein geranylgeranyltransferase complex. Gene Ontology annotation, biological process: protein geranylgeranylation. NCBI's taxonomy places the organism in Eukaryota, Fungi, Ascomycota, Eurotiomycetes, Eurotiales, Aspergillaceae.
AUGUCCCUGGUGUCUGGUCCCGGCAGGGCCGGAGGCAGCCUAUCCAGCCAAGACCUGUGUACUGCGAAACAUGUGGCUUACAUCCAAAAACUGGACACUGAGACCAUUGACUUUGUGCUGUCCUGCCAGCAUGAUAAUGGCGGCUUCGGCGCCGCGCCGGGCCAUGAUCCACACAUGCUCUACACCGUCUCUGCGGUGCAGGUUCUGGUGAUGCUUGACGCGGCACACGAGCUCGAGAAGAGAGGCCGAGGGGGCAAGGAGAAAGUCGGAUCGUUCAUUGCCAAUCUGCAAGAUCGGGAAACAGGCUCUUUCAUGGGCGACGAGUGGGGCGAAACCGAUACUCGCUUUCUCUACGGCGCUCUCAAUGCGCUGUCGCUCCUGGGUCUCUUGAAUCUGGUGGAUGUGCCCAAGGCCGUGGCCUAUGUCCAAAGCUGCGAGAAUUUGGACGGCGCCUACGGAGUCCGUCCCGGCGCGGAGUCUCACUCGGGCCAAGUGUUCACCUGCGUGGCCGCAUUGGCUAUUGCAGGGCGCUUGGAUCUGGUGAACAAGGACCGGCUGGGGACGUGGUUAUGUGAACGCCAGGUCGACCAAGGUGGUCUCAAUGGCCGUCCCGAAAAGGUCGAGGAUGCUUGCUACAGCUGGUGGGUGGGAUCCAGCCUUGCUAUGAUUGAUCGACUCCACUGGAUCGAUGGCAACAAGCUGGCUGCCUUUAUCCUGAAAUGCCAGGAUCCAGAGGCAGGCGGGUUUGCCGACCGACCAGGCAACAUGGUGGAUGUUUACCACACUCAUUUUGCCAUUGCCGGAUUGAGUCUAUUGAACUCUCCGGGCAUUCAGGAAGUAGAUCCCAUUUAUUGUAUGCCUAGAACAAUCACAUCUCGAUGCUUAGCGCGGUGA